Scleropages formosus (Asian bonytongue) is the source of this 3557-nucleotide messenger RNA. RefSeq names its product SH3-domain GRB2-like 1b (gene sh3gl1b). NCBI's taxonomy places the organism in Eukaryota, Metazoa, Chordata, Actinopteri, Osteoglossiformes, Osteoglossidae. Gene Ontology annotation, biological process: synaptic vesicle uncoating. Bases 16 to 1071 code for a protein of 351 amino acids. The record is from RefSeq and is a predicted model, not a curated record. The transcript is spliced from 9 exons. Gene Ontology annotation, cellular component: presynapse; glutamatergic synapse; cytoplasm. Gene Ontology annotation, molecular function: protein binding.
GUCCUGUUGGCAGCAAUGGUUUUGUCACAGAGCAGUCCACACAGUGUUCCUAUUGUUUGUGUGCAGAUGGUGAGUGAGAAGGUUGGAGGUGCAGAAGGAACAAAACUAGAUGAAGACUUCAAAGAAUUGGAACGGAAAGUAGAUGUGACUAACAAAGCUGUUGUAGAGGUUAUCUCCAAAACCUCUGAAUAUCUGCAGCCCAACCCAGCAUCCCGUGCAAAGCUGUCCAUGCUGAACACAAUGUCAAAGAUCCGUGGGCAGGUGAAGAGCCCAGGGUACCCUCAGGCUGAGGGGCUACUGGGAGAGUGCAUGGGAAAAUACGGUCGAGAUCUUGGCGAAGACACCAACUUUGGUAACGCUCUUCUGGAUGCUGGAGAAGCCAUGAAGAGGCUGGCAGAGGUGAAAGACUCACUUGACAUAGAUGUCAAACAGAACUUCAUCGAUCCUUUGCAAAGCUUGUGUGAUAAGGACCUGAGAGAGAUCCAGCACCAUCUAAAGAAGCUGGAAGGACGGCGCUUAGACUAUGACUACAAGAAGAAACGCCAGGGUAAGAUUGCAGAUGAGGAGAUCCGACAGGCUCUAGAGAAGUUCCACGAGUCCAAGGAGGUAGCGGAAAUCAGCAUGUACAACCUGCUGGAGACUGACAUUGAGCAGGUGAGUCAGCUGUCCUCCUUGGUUGAGUCCCAGCUACAGUACCACAGGCAGGCUGUGCAGAUCCUUGAGGAACUCUCUGACAAACUGAAGGACCGGAUGAGUGAGGCACAGUCACGCCCACGUCGGGAAUACACCCCCAAACCCAAGCCAGCCUUUGAUUAUGCUGACGACCAGUCGAAUGGUGGUUUUACCCAUUCUGCAGCUCCACCGACUCGCACCUCAGGUGCAGAGCAGCCCUGCUGUAAGGCUCUGUAUGACUUUGAGCCAGAGAAUGAGGGUGAGCUGGGCUUCCGCGAAGGUGACAUCAUCACACUCACUAGUCAGAUUGAUGAGAACUGGUACGAGGGUAUGCUGCGUGGCCAGUCGGGUUUCUUCCCACUCAACUAUGUGGAGGUUAUCGUUCCCCUGUCACACUAAAGCAAGAGGAACAGUGGGGCGGGGGGCGGGAUUGGAAGGAGGAGCCAGUACAGAGCCACUGUGUGAGAUCCCUGUAUCCCCAUGUUCAUUGUCAUUUUAUUAGACAUUUACCUGUACACUAUGAUGUGUUGACCUUUAGACAGAGGGAAAUGUAGAAUGUUUGUUUUCACAUUCCAGUUUGGCAGGGGUGAAAUGCAAGUUACAGAUUGCACCAAACAAAACCAUGAUGGCCAGGAUAACUUGUCACAGCUCACCAAGAGUGUUUUCACUGGAUGAGUCCAGUGCAGUCAGAAUGUAUAUCUUGACUGCAUAGUGUACAUGUUCACUGAAGCCCUGAGAGAUUAGUACUGCAGUGCUCUCUAGUCUCCAGAAUCCAGUGCUAAGCCUUUAAUGAAGAACUACAGUUGCUUAGACUUCUACUUUUCAGGCUUAUUCCCUCCUGCAAGCCUAACACAGUAACAGUGACACUGAUAAUGCAGUACCCAAAUAUUUUCCCACAAAAACCUAAAUGACAUUUUGGCACUGUUUGCCAGCCUGGUGACUUUACUCAGUGUUUUGGUGUUUUCCAUGUGUUCUGUAUUUCGCUUUGCAAAAGCAUCCAUCACUUUUAUAUAAUUAACUGUUAAAGCACCAUGAUCUUUGUAUGAAACAAACAUGCAAAGGGCACUCCAGUGAAGAGCCUUCCAUUUCAUCUUACUGCACAAAUAUAGAAGAGUGGUCUCCAGCCAGGCAAAGGAUUCCCUCUUGGCCUGUGUGCUACAACUGUGAUGCUCCAGUUAAUGGAAAUAAUGAAAUUCCCCAUGCCCAAACCCUUUCUUGGAGACUGGCAGUACUUUAAGGCAAGCAGAGUAUGACAGUCUGCUACCUGCAAGUAUGGUCUUGCUACCCUACAUGUUUCAACAUGUCUGUGUAUCUGUGUGCACCCUUCUUUGCCUGCCUUGUCUGGAAAAACAGAUGAGUGACACUUUGAACAAGUUAGAUUCAUGUGCUUUGUUUGGACUGUUUUUUGUGUUAUAAUGUUGGUGUCAAACAGGCAGCACUGCUGGCAGUGGCUCUGCAGAUGUUUGUGUUUUUGUGUGUCAGCCUGCAUUUCUGUGAUUAGUCAAGUUCCUGCUGUCAAGGGACACAGUCUACUUUUUUUCUGUCAAACCAGUUUAACCAUUCACUAUCAACUGUACUGCACACAUUACCCAUUCACCCAGCUUUGGAACUGGACUUGGUGCCAGUGGCAGUAGGUAAUGAAAGUCCUAAAGGUGUAAGAUUAUUCACAGCAGCGGUGUCAAACUCAGUUUCUGUGAGACUGCUUGCAAGUUUUCCUCCACCUUCCUUCUUCAGCCAGUUAAUUAGGUAUGUCAUUUUGAUAUGAAUUUUAAAAUAUCUGGCUGUUUCACUGAGUUAGUAUAUUAGCAUGUUUCAGUGCUGUUUUGGGGAGACACUUCCAUAAAAAUAAUAGAUAAAAUUAACUCCUAAUUUGAACUAGUAUACUGAGGGUGAAUUAGCAUGAUCACCAAUUUAACAGGCCUACCAGAAAUGGUGGCCUCAACCUUGGUUUGCUAUAGUAUCAGUGCUUUGGAAAGUGCUGAGAAAGCCUGGUCCUCUGUUUCAAACAGAAUGUACAGCAGGGAAAAGGGAGUGCUGGUCUCUGGAAUGACAAAUAACCUGGGAUGUCUACAUGCCUUAGAUCUGAUAGGGGCUUUAAGAGCAGUUAUAACAAGUGCAUUAAUUCAUCCUCGUGUUCUUUGGUGGUGUCAAAAAACUAGUGGAAAUGAUGAUCAGUAACUGCUUAUCCUAAAACAGUGUUGUGGAAUGGAUUGAGUAAAUCAGUUCAGUCCUCCCCCCCUCCCCCAAAGGGAAGAGGACAGACCCCUGCACUUCCCUCACUUUUUUUUAGCAUAACUGCCAAAACAAUUUAAAAUGUUAACAGUUCGUAUUACAAAACAUGUUUACAUGCAUUAAAAGUUGUGAUUUUUUUUUUUUUUUUUUUACUCCAUAUGUAGAGGUGAAGAAAGUGUUGUGGUGUACACUUAAACUCCAGUGAGACACCCACCACUGCAGGGGGCAGUAGUAGUGCUUCAAAAGAUAUUAACAGGAUAAAAAGUCAUCAUUAAAUCUGUUUACCUUCUUUUUGUACAAAGGGCUCCGUUUAAUUCUCAGCCUUUGACACUUGCUCUGUGUAAGCAUGUAUGCAUGUAAGCACAGAUGGUAUCAUUACACUACAAUUUUAAAAAGGGUAAUUUCUGUAAUUGUAUGAGAAACCCAGUCUUUUCAUAAACUGCAUUAAUCUGCUUCUUAAUGGUAUUUAAUAUACAAAGUCAUACAUUUUAUAUGAAAUUGUGAUACUCUGCACGUAGCUUUAAAUUCUUGCUUGUUAAAAUGCUCCAGGUAGAUUUUAAGGUUUAAUACAAAACUAAAUGGCAAUUUUCCAUUAUGUAUUAUCUAUUUUGCAUCCUGAUUUUGUCUUUAAAUAAAUACAGAAUUAAAAGUGA